CUCGUUCUCACAGUUACGACUUACGAACCCAAUCACCUUACACACCGGUUUCUUUCUCGGAUCUCGAACAAAAACACGUUCUCAACGUUUUCUCACAAGAUCUUGCACAUAAUUGCCAAAAUCUGCGUGAGUCCCGAAACGCGUUUUGCGAGUCAUGAGUUACCGAAGAGAUAAUCGCUCCUCCAGAUCAUCACUUGUAGAUGGUUUUGAUAGUCUGGAGGAGGGUGGUCUAAGGGCUUCUUCUUCUUACUCACGCGAAAUUAAUGAGCAUGAUAAUGAUAAAGCCAUAGAGAAUUUGCAGGACAGAGUUUCCUUUCUGAAACGGUUAACAGGUGAUAUACAUGAGGAGGUUGAGAGUCAUAACCAGUUGCUUGAUCGGGUGGGUAACAAAAUGGACGGAUCAAGGGGUGUGAUGAUGGGAACCAUGGAUCGAUUUAAAAAGGUUUUUGAGAAGAAAUCAGCAAGGAAAACAUGCUCACUUGUGGGGUAUUUCACACUUGCCUUCAUAUUCAUAUACUAUCUUAUUAGGAUGCUUGGAUACUUUACACUUGGGUAAAUUGUGUGUUGUUAAAAGAUCGUAUAUUUCAAUUGUGUGUUGAAAUUUGGGAGUAAAAUCAUGUGGUCCUGUGCUGUAUAGUGUUUGAACCAUUCCAUUCCAUUUUGGCUAAAGCAGAUGGCUUCAGACUCACCUGUUGAUAGCAAAAACUUAUUGCAUACAUGAAGCUUAGAAAUUCUAUUGUAUACUUUCUCUCUUGACCUGGUCCUAUAUCCAUUUUUUCAUAGUUGACAUUAGUCCCAAGUUCAUUUAUUAUGUAAAUUCCUGUAAUAUGAAAUGAAAUGAUUCUAUUCAAUUGUAAGUAGGGAGUUCAGAAUUGUAUUAGAUCGGUUGAGGGGGGAAAAAUCAUUUAAUCCAGUCACUUAACUUAUUUCAGUUUGGAUUA
Molecule: messenger RNA, 941 nt
Organism: Glycine soja
Lineage: Eukaryota; Viridiplantae; Streptophyta; Magnoliopsida; Fabales; Fabaceae
Product: bet1-like SNARE 1-2
Exons: 6
Coding region: 155-556 (133 amino acids)
Source: RefSeq, a predicted model, not a curated record